AUGGCCCCCACAACACGCCCCGCCCGCCUGCCCGCGGCCGCCACCGCCGCCGUACUGCUCCUGGUGGCGCUCAUCGCGGCCGCCCGCCCGGCCGCCGCGUGCCGCGUUGUCAACGUGGAUGUCUCACUCGCGGCCAGCGCCUCCAACGCGACUAAGGACGCCUACAACACUGACGGCGUGAGGCAGCACUUCAACCUGGAUGUCAACCGCGUGACCUACGUCAACACCCGCGCCGCUACCACCGCCUGCGUUGACUCGCGCCACGAGUACCCCGUCAUCGGCACCCCCGGUGGCGACAUGUGCGAGUUCAUUGUCGGCUUGACUGUGUACCUGAACCAGACUGGCCAGACCCUCAGCCAGGCAUUGGCUGACCAGGUGCUUGCUGACUACAUCAGGGGCCUGUUCAGUGCCAGGAAGAAGUUUUACUACCACACCAGUGAUGAGAAGCUGCUCAAGGUCUUCUCAGAGAUCAAGGCAGCCGCCUUUGGGUCACCCGUUGCAUUCCCUGACCAGGAGCCCAUCAACCCGGCAGAGAGGGAUGUGUGGUACACCAGCCUGUCCAAGGGCUUCAACCAGGGCUGUGGCCACCUGCGUCUCAUGAUUGACAACUUUGCCGAUUACGGCUUCACCUCCUCGGAACUGCCCAGGGCUGUCGUUAGGGCGUUUUUCCGCUACUGGUGGGGCACUGCCCUGAACUCUCGCGAGCGAAGGAACAUCAACUAUGCCAUCCUGCAGGGGCCCCUUGUUGGCAAGGCUGUGGCCAUCGUCGACUCGCAGGGUGCCUGUCCCACGCGCUCCCCUGCCAUCACCAGCAGCGCUGCCGCCUCCCAGCUGUUUGUGUUCCACGCAAACGCGAUUGACACUAUCCGCAAGACCACCAUGACUAACUGGUUUGUCAACUAUGCCCGCCGCAACGCGCCCACGCCGCUGGACCCGACCGCCUUCUACGAGGGGGUCAAGGCGCUGCAGGGGCGGCACCUGGGCGCCACGCUGCGGCUGCUGUCGCCCGUCAACCAACUCAACGUCUUCAACGUGGCCCUCACCACUGCCAGCUAA
Messenger RNA from Monoraphidium neglectum, 1056 nucleotides. RefSeq lists its product as hypothetical. The coding region runs from base 1 to 1056 and encodes 351 amino acids. The transcript has 9 exons. The record is from RefSeq and is a predicted model, not a curated record. NCBI's taxonomy places the organism in Eukaryota, Viridiplantae, Chlorophyta, Chlorophyceae, Sphaeropleales, Selenastraceae.